This is a messenger RNA of Daktulosphaira vitifoliae (grape phylloxera), 3847 nucleotides long. Its product is annotated as erythroid differentiation-related factor 1. Gene Ontology annotation, biological process: positive regulation of DNA-templated transcription. The record is from RefSeq and is a predicted model, not a curated record. The transcript has 20 exons. Bases 164 to 3691 code for a protein of 1175 amino acids. Lineage: Eukaryota; Metazoa; Arthropoda; Insecta; Hemiptera; Phylloxeridae.
AUAAGUUAAGUUUAUUAAUAAAUAAAUAAAAGCUCUUAUAAAUGACUCCAAGGUGGAUAAACAUCAUUUUUUUUCUGAAUAUUUUAUUUGUCAUUUUUUAUUUAUUUUUUUUUUAUAGACUUAGAAAUUUGUGUUUAAGAUCUCGUUGGAAAUUCAAACAGUCAUGGACCAAUUAAAUGAUAAAAUGAAAUCUCUUCAAGUAUCUAAAUCUGAAUGUGAAGCGAUUAAUUCUAAGGCUAUUGUUAAAUAUUCAUCUGUACUUCGGCCUGCUAAUUUUGCACAUCUGCAAUGUAAUACAGACCUUAAUUUACCACCAUCUAAUUGGUUGAGCAGUGCAGCUGAAUCAUAUGGAUUGCGUCAUGUGCCAUCUCAUUCUGAUGGGUUUUCAAGUUUUCAAAUGGCACAUAUGUUUCCUGACUGUAUAGGAGAAGUUGAUGUUAUUUCUGAUGCUGAGAAUAUUAAACGUCUGUUAAAAAUACCUUAUAGUAAUAAAUCUGUUAGUAUGAUGAUCCAUAGAAUUGAAAACACACUCCUCAUAGAUGAAUUUGAUGUUCACAAGUAUCUAUUAGUAAAAACUGAAGAUGAUUGGGAAUGGUUAAGGAAAUUCUUCUUCAAAAAUAUUUUGGAAUCAUUGGAAAUGAAGGAAAAAUGCAUUACUCACAAAAUAAACACAUUUGAUGUUAUACAACAAAGAAGUUUGAAUUCAAAGUUUUUGCAUUACAGUAUAGCAGAUUCAUCAAAUAGCAAUUGUGAUAGUCAACUUCCUAUUAAAAUUUUGCCAAAACCUAGUUCAACAUCUAUUCCACCUUUACCAGAACCUACACCAGAGGAAGAAUUUCCUGAUGAUCCAAAAACCCACAGGUUAUUCAAUCAAAAUGUGUUAUGGAACUUUGAAGACUUGCAAAUGCUUUUAGGUACAGACAUGCCAAUUUUUGGUGGUGGAACUCAUCCCUGUUUAAGUUUAAGACUUAGAGAUAUGUCUAAACCCAUUAGUGUCUUAACUGGUAUUGAUUAUUGGCUUGACAAUCUCAUGUGUAAUGUUCCUGAAGUUGUUAUGUGUUAUCAUUUGAAUGGAAUUGUACAGAAAUAUGAACUAAUUAAGACUGAAGACUUACCCUAUUUAAAUGAUUCAAAGUUUUCUCCUAAAGUUAUAAGAGAUGUCGCACAAAAUAUACUAUCUUUCUUAAAAUCAAAUGCUACUAAAGCAGGGCAUACAUAUUGGUUAUUUAAAGGAAAGUAUGAGGACGUAGUAAAAUUAUAUGACUUAACAUCAUUAUGUUCUGAGUCAUUAGUAGAGGGGAGAUGUGAAGGUCAAAAUCCAUUUACUAUUCCAGUAGCUAUGUUGUUGUAUCGAGUAGCUCGUAAUUUGAAAAAUAAUCCAGUUGAUGGUCAGCCAUCAAGUCCAGCUACCAUUCAAAUUUUGUUGAAUAAUUGUUUAAAUUUAUUAAACAAAACCAAGUAUCCUCAAAUUGUAACAUCAGUUAAUUAUAUGCUAUCUGAUCUUUAUAUUCCUGUUAACACAAAUCCAACUUCACCCAAAUUAGAAGACUUAGUAAAUAAAGAAGAAGAAAAUAAUUUGACAUCACCAGAUAUUACUGAUGAUGAAUCACCUGAUUUAAAUGAAAUGCAGCCAACAUAUUCUGUAGAUGUACGAGAUUUAUGUUUAUCCUACAAAAAGGAAAAUAAAGCUAAACAAUCUGAGCACUCUUCACAACCUGUAGUUCAAACUGUGGAAGAACGUUGUAAAAAGUCAUUAUAUCAUGUUGGUUCUGGUUUAAGUUGCUUACAAUACUUUAAGACUUUAAGACAACAAGAACAUAAUGUGAAUGUAAUGAAUGAUGAACCUUUUAUGGCUGGUACUUCAGAUGCCAUACCAAUGCCUUAUAAUUCAACUACAAUUGAAAAUAAACCAAAAAAAGAAGAUAAAGUAAUCAGUAAAACUUCUAAAAAUAAAAACCGCAAACGCAAUAAAGGAAAUUCUAUCCUUAACAAUGAUGACGACAUAGACACAUGUGAUGUUCCUGGUGCAUUGCUUUGCAAAUCAAUAUCUGAGACUAUGCCAACAUGGCAUAACCCUCCAGAUGCCAAAGAUAGUGAGUCUUGGAAGAAACAUCUUAAAGUUUUACUCUAUGAAAAAGCAUGUUUGUCUUAUGCAACACUCGCAGAGCAUGAUUUCAUAUGUGAAAAAUAUGGAUAUGCAUUAAAACAUUUUCGUUUAGUAUUUGAAUGUCGAUUGUGCAUCGUUAACACUAACGUUAAUGAACUAGUGGUAUAUUUAUUAGGAAGAUGUGGUGAUUGUUGUUUGAUGAUAGCACAGAAUUGGAAUAAAGUUAAACAAUAUACAUUAGAGUUAGAAGAAGAUGAAGAAUAUGAUAAAGAAAUUAGAAAUACAUUACAAGAUGAAUGUGCUGUUUCUACACGUGAUGAUUUUAACUUAAUUCCAAGUAUUUUUCAAUCAAAAGAAAAUAUGUUAGAUGCUGCUGCUAAAUGCUAUACACGAUCACUGGAAAUGGAAACUAAUGAUAAAAAUAAAAAUAAUCUUAAUAGACGUAUUGGAAAUGUGUAUAAUGAAAUUACUUACUGCUAUAUAAAUGAAAUUGCCAUUGCUUUACAAGAAGAAGUAGAAUUACCUUUAUCGAGGUUACAAUGGUUGUUACAUCAGUCUGAAAAUUAUUUAUCAAUGGGAAUAAACAAAUUUGAAAGUUCAGAUGACCACAUCAACCUUGCUUUGUUAUACUCAAAUAUGGGUAGAUUAUUUAGACAUGUUGCAUAUUAUUCAUCACUAUACACAAAUUCAUAUGGGGACUUAGUAAAGAAUAAAGAUUUUACUAAUCAGGCUGUAGAAAGUUAUACUAAAGCAUUAGCAGUGUUAGGUAAUCGUCGUUAUAAUCCUCAAUUAUGGGAUAUGGUUAGUUGGGAUCUAUCAACAACAGUUUAUAAUUUGGCUAUACAAUCACAAGAUGAUCCAUCUAUGUAUGAAGACAGAACAGAAGCUGAGAAGGAAGUUAUAAGUUUGUUAUUAAAAGCAUUAAAAUACUGUGAUUUAGAAAAUGACUCAUCUAGAAGGUUAUUAUAUGAAUUCCGUGCUGCAUAUAUACAUGAUCGAUUAGCAUCAUUGUAUCACAAUCGUUUAAGGUGUUUAGAAGUUGAUGCAACAAAAUUCAAAACAACUCUACAUCAAUGUACUUCUCAUUAUAAUAAAGCUUUUGAUAUGUUUAUAAAAAUGGAUCGUCCAUUAGAAUGUUUAGAAAUACUGAUUAAAACUAUUGCCUUAGAUGAACUACAGAUGGACAAUGCCACAAAUACUUCUACCAAAGUAAAAUUCAUUGUAUCUAUUUCACAAACUCUUGGAAAAUGUUGUUUUGUAUUAAAUAUGCUGCUAGAAAAUUAUGACGAACAAAAAGAUUUCAAACCAAUAAAUACUGAUGAUAUAUGUAAGAAUAAAGAAAAUAUUGAUGAUGAUAAAGACACAAAGUUAAAAACAAAAAAGUUGCUUACAUUAUUAGAAGAAAGAUUGCAACACAUUUUAAAAAAUAUGAUAAGACUAGCAAUGGGAAAAGUUUCUAAGUUAGCUAAUAAAAUAGAUGAAUUAAAAUCAAUUUAUAAUGAACUCCUGAGGAAAAGUAGUGAUGCUAAGGGCUAUCAUUAUUUACUUACAGUUAUAACUCGUAUUAAUGAAUUAAAAUUAUGAUAUUUUUUAUCCAGUAUAAUUGAUUAUAUUAAUUAUUGAUUUAUUUUACAUAAAGUAAUAAAUAUUGCAAAGUAAUAAUAUUAUAAGUUAUAAGUAUUUUAAUUAUUUUGUUAAAAUAGUGGUAUAUCAUCUGAAAUCAAAUUUACCUUCUGUUAU